UGUCAGGAAGAGCGUUAGACGGAUAGAAAGUAAGAGGAUGAGAGCUGAAAACGAACAUUGUCUGCAUAAAUGAUCCAGGAAAUGUCACGUGGAGAUUCUGAGUCUGGACAUUUAGAUGAGGUUGUUGGCCUGGACCAGGUUCUGAUGGAGCGCUGUAGCAGCUUUAUGCCAGAAAACUCAUGAGAAACUACAAGAUCACCUCAGUUUUAACGUACCUGUCCUGGUUUGAUGGCUGCACGAUGCCGGGUUUGGAUAUUUGUACAUGACCAGAGUGAACUCUCAGCUGAAGGGUGAGUGUCUGACCAGCUUGAGCUCUGACAGAAGAGCUCGAAAAUGUAUCUCGUCUGCAUUUGACAAACUGAUUCAUCAACACAGAAAUAAGAUCAUCAGAAAGUCCCUGACAAGUCUGGACACACAGCUGAGGGACAGAAGAAGAAGGGCAACGUUGCAAACACUCUGGAUGUCCUGCCACGUGUUUGGACGCUGGAAGAUUAUUUGAGUAGAAAAGCAGAGACAAGUUCUGGCUUUGGAGGCAGUGCUGGGGACAGUGGUGUAAUUUCAGCCAAAGGGAUACAAAGUGAAACUGAAAGUGAGUGAAGGGAGCACAGAUGGAGAAGAAAGAGCCGUGAGAGGCUGCUUCAAGAGAGAAAUAAGAUGUCAUCAAGAGGCUGGAUAACGUCACAGGACUUCAUCUAAAACCUAAAACUGUUAAGACAAGAAACUCCACAUCACCUGUUUUGAGCAACAGCUGGAUUUCUCUCUGAGGCCCUGAAAGUUUACCUCUUGUAGACCUCCCCAUCAUGGAUCCUCAGGGUGGUCCCUACCUCAACAGGAAGGCCCUCCUCUCACCUCUGGGUGCUGCCCGUCUCUGUCAGCUGGCUAUGGGAUGUGCUGUGAUCGCCAUGGUAACCCACAGCGCCGGCUAUAGCGGUUCCCACGGCAUCUUCUGCAUGGCGGCGUGGUGCUUCUGCUUCGCCAUGACAGUUCUGGUGUUCUUCCUGGACGCCACUCGUCUCUACAGCUACCUGCCUGUGUCCUGGGACAACCUCACGGUCACAUGUGCCGCCUUUGCGACGCUCCUCUACGUGACGGCCUCUGUGGUUUAUCCUCUCUUCUUCGUCCGAUCUGAGUGUCCCUACGCCGGCUGUGAGGUCCGAGAUUUCCGCAUCGCUGUUGCCGUCUGCUCCAUCUUGGGCACUCUGGCCUACGGGGCUGAGGUGGUCUUGUGCCGAGCCAGGCCGGGCCAGAUCGUGGUGGGCUACAUGGCCACCGUCUCCGGCCUUCUCAAAGUGGUUCAAGGCUUCGUUGCCUGCAUCAUCUUUGGAUCUCUGGCCAAUGGGAGCCAGUAUUCCCAUUAUGCCGCCACUAUCUACUGCGUCGCGGUCUACGCGUUCUCCUUCACUCUGACAGCAGUGGUGGUCAUAAUGACGGUGUGCAGGCGGACCAAGGCGGUGCGCUGCAUGCCCUUUGAUCGCUUUGUGGUGGUGUGCACGCUCCUGAAGGUGCUGCUCUACCUGAGUGCAUCAGUGAUAUGGCCAGUGUUCUGUUUUGACGCAAAAUAUGGCUCCCCAUGGAGACCGUCGUCAUGUCCACGAGGGAAAUGCCCGUGGGACAGCAAGCUUGUGGUGGCGGUGUUCUCCUUCGUCAACUUUGGACUUUAUUUGACGGACCUGAUCUACUCUCAGAAGACACGAUUUGUCUCCUCACCGGUGUCCGCUAACGCACGGGUUUAGCUCCGUUUGGAAACUUAAUGUCACAUCACUGGUUUUAACAGGUUUAACCCUCUGAACCCCAAGCAGUUUCUGGGUGCUUUUAGCUUCUGUCACAUUUUCACUCACUGUGGUCUCAUUUUUCACUGCAGUAUAAAGUCCUAAACCUCUGUGGAAACAGCACAAUCAUGGCUGGAAGUAGAUGGAAAUCAAAAAUGCCUAUUGUGCAGUGUGAAAUACUUAUAAUGCCUUAAAUCAUUGAAAAAAAAAAAAGAAGAAGAAGAAGUUGAAUAUAUUUGAGUACUGAGAAUAAAACCGGGAACAUGUACAACAUAUCUCAAAGUACCCACAGGUAUUAAUAAUACUUGAAAAAUAAAAAGUGGUUCUACACACCACAGAUUUUUUACUCUUUACAUUUUUACAAAGCCUGCAGCCAAAGUCUGCAGAAAAGUCCUUGAAAUUUGAGGAGUGCACAUUUUUAUUCUUCUUCUUCUUUUUAAAAGAAUCCGAUGAUUACAAAUGUUUGUU
Molecule: messenger RNA, 2237 nt
Organism: Stegastes partitus (bicolor damselfish)
Lineage: Eukaryota; Metazoa; Chordata; Actinopteri; Pomacentridae
Product: myeloid-associated differentiation marker-like protein 2
Exons: 3
Coding region: 801-1733 (310 amino acids)
Cellular component (GO): membrane
Source: RefSeq, a predicted model, not a curated record